GUGGAAUUAGAUGGAAGAAAUGCCGAGUUUCUGGGUACGAGCAGCGUCGGCUGUCCCAGGAACUGCUCUCUGUUACGCCCCUUCUAUCACAUUGCGGCGUUACUUUGAAACAUUUCAACGAGGUACAAGUAGACUCCUGCGAACCGUGCCGUGUUUCAUUCUCUCCACACUUUCUAGUUCUGUGAGACGAGGCAACAUGUUGGGGGAGGGCAGUAAGUAAAACUACCGCCUCACGUUUAGCAAUGAACCAGACGUCCGUUCAGGCUUCUGGACUGUAGAUUUGCACUUGGAAUUAGGAAUGUAGUGGCAUGUAUUGUUAUCGUUAGUAGGAUAACUUAUCUCGUGUGUGUGUGUUGGCCAAACCCACAGUAACUAAACAUACUCCUUAUGCAAUCAAUGAAUGUGCGAAACUCCUGGGAUUUAUUGCAAUCUCUUAUGAAUGAUUUUCACUGAACCUUUAGAUUUUCUUGCAUUAGCUUACAAGAAAAAAAAAAAAAAGAAGAAGCAGCAGAAGAAGAAAGAAAAGGCAGUUGCUUCACAGAGGCGUUAAGCUUUCCUGUUUACCGCAAGGCCGGGGCGGGCUUGGCUGCCCACACCAUGCGGCGCCCUCGGACCCAAAGCACACCUGUUCCUAGAGAGUUAUUAAUAGAGCCCAAAGAAUGACUUACUCUGUCAAGUGAUUUUCGUGCGAAUCUAAUGUCUUGCAUGGCAAUUAGGAGGUGGUUCUCUGUUCUUUUAGCUGGGUGGUGCUGUGCGUCUCCACCCUCAUAUUGGCGGUUGGGUCUCUUCCGAGGAGAGACCAAGAGCUGGUAGUGAACCCGCUGCUGAGAGGGCGAAUGCUCCAGAACACCUCCAAGCUGGAAACCUGGAGGGGGAUCGAGGUGGGGGCGUGAGGGAGCCGAAGGGCUGUUAAAUGGGACUUGCUUCUCUAGUUUUCCCAUUUCCGUUUGGAUGUGACACAGGGAGAGUUUUCGUCUUGUCGAGUUGGGAGUUUUCAGUUUGGCUGCUGUUCCCGAGGCCCUCUCCAGCCAAGGAAAAGCUACACAAAAAGCCUGGAUCUCCCGGACGGAACCACCCCCCCAACCGCGGCAAGUGAAGGCUCUCUCGGCGUCGCCCUCUAGCGUCCUUCAGGAGAAGCGCCACCCCCGGGUUCCUGGAGACCCUGCGCACCAUGGGGUCCACCAGCGUCCCGCUGGUGAAGACCCACCGCAGUUCUGUGUCUGACUAUGUCAACUACGACAUUAUCGUCCGGCAUUACAACUACACGGGAAAACUGAAUGUCAGCGCGGACGAGAACGGCAUUAAACUGAGCUCCGUGGUGUUCAUUCUCAUCUGCUGCUUUAUCAUCCUAGAGAACAUCUUUGUCUUGCUGACCAUUUGGAAAACCAAGAAGUUCCACCGACCCAUGUACUAUUUUAUCGGCAACCUGGCCCUCUCAGACCUGUUGGCGGGAGUGGCCUACACGGCCAACCUGCUCUUGUCUGGCGCCACCACCUACAAGCUCACCCCCGCCCAGUGGUUUCUGCGGGAAGGGAGUAUGUUUGUGGCCUUGUCUGCCUCGGUGUUCAGCCUCCUAGCCAUCGCCAUCGAGCGCUAUAUCACAAUGCUGAAGAUGAAACUCCACAACGGGAGCAACAGCUUCCGCUCCUUCCUGCUGAUCAGUGCCUGCUGGGUCAUCUCCCUCAUCCUGGGUGGCUUCCCCAUCAUGGGCUGGAACUGCAUCAACAUGCUGGCCAGCUGCUCCACUGUCCUGCCGCUCUACCACAAGCACUAUAUCCUCUUCUGCACCACCGUCUUCACCCUGCUCCUGCUCGCCAUCGUCAUCCUGUACUGCAGGAUCUACUCCUUGGUCAGGACUCGGAGCCGCCGGCUGACCUUCCGCAAGAACAUCUCCAAGGCCAGCCGCAGCUCUGAGAAGUCGCUGGCGCUCCUCAAGACCGUGAUUAUCGUCCUGAGCGUCUUCAUCGCCUGCUGGGCGCCCCUCUUCAUCCUGCUCCUGCUGGACGUGGGCUGCAAGGUGAAGACCUGCGACAUCCUCUUCAGAGCGGAGUACUUCCUGGUGCUGGCCGUGCUCAACUCCGGCACCAACCCCAUCAUUUACACUCUGACCAACAAGGAGAUGCGCCGGGCCUUCAUCCGGAUCCUGUCCUGCUGCAAGUGCCCCAGCGAAGACUCCGCCGGCAAAUUCAAGCGACCCAUCAUCGCCGGCAUGGAAUUCAGCCGCAGUAAGUCGGACAACUCCUCCCACCCCCAGAAGGACGAUGGGGACAACCCAGAGACCAUUAUGUCCUCUGGAAAUGUCAACUCUUCUUCCUAAAACUGAAAGCUGCCCUACCCAUGGGGAGAGUUCUUGCAUGGUCACCCCACCACCCAGUGUUUGGAAAACAAAAACAAAAAUAAAAAAGUCUCUGUGCCUCCACCGCUGCCAGGGAGGAGCUGCUGGGAGCCAGACGGAGGGGGCAGGGGGCAGAGUAAGAGCAGCCUGGUGGUGCCGGGGUGUUGGUGGGUUAGUUCCUGUGAACAAUGCACUGGGAAGGGUGGAGAUCAGGUCCUCGCCUGGGAUCUAUUUCCUACCCCCGCCCUGGAGCUUUGAUUUUGCACUGAGCCAAAGGUCUAGCAUUGUCAAGCUCCUGGAGGGUUCAUCUGGCCGCUCCUCUAAGACUAAGGCCCCAGUGUGAGAGCAUCUGUGGAGAGCUUGGAGGAGACGUUUCUCUCACCUUAGUUGCCAGCCCAAGUGACUGUGUGCACUUCUGCGUCUCUGGGUAUGCCCUGCAUAUCCUACCCUCCCUUUCCCUUCACACCCCUCCUCAAAAUUCUGUUACUUUAUAUUUGAACGACCUGGCGUUCUUCAGAGCCGGGGUUGUGGCACGGUCCAUUUCCUGAUCGUCUGCAGCGGGUAGGCCGUGUUCAGGAGGGAAACUGUGAGGAAUGGAGAUGGUUUGGAGAUGUAAAGCAAUUUUAUUUGCUGAGGCCAAAGUUUCCACGAAAGCUGGAUCAGUUUUUGGAAUUUGGUUACAGUCACUUUGAUUUCUUUUUUUUUUCUUUUAACAACUUUACAAUGAAGUAUGUUACAGCAUCGUUAUCCAUUGUGUCUGAAAGUCUGCAUAAGUCCAGUUUAUCUAGAUGCUAUCAACCGGGAUCCUUUGUGUCAUAGGAGAAUCAAACAAGUAAAACAAGGUGAAAACUGACUGGGGGUGACUUUGUAAACCAAGAGAGAUUUUUUAAUGAGUUUGUCUAACAAAUACAACGUCUGUCUUUGGCACUUUUGUUGACGUUUAUUUCAGAGUGUUGUGUGAAUUAUUUCAACCAACAGGAUGGUUGUAUUUUGUUGUGUUAAAAGUACUUUCCGUGAUUUUUGAAUGUAUUUGUUUCAGCAUUUUAUUGGACUUUUCUAACCUGUGUUAACACCGUUGAACGUGUAUUUCCUAAGAAAAUACAACCCUCUUGUGCCAUUAAAGCAUUACUUUAACUGAUAGGGAAUACCAGAAGUUUUAAAAUACAGCUGUUCAUUAAAUAGUUAAUUAAAGAUGUGUAUAAAUGUCACAAAAAAUAAAAAUAUAUUGCUGUCUCUUUAGUAUGGUUUUCAGUGCAAUUAAACCGAGAAAUGUCUUUUUUAAAAAAAAUAGUAUUUAAUAGGUUUCUGACUUUUGUGGAUCAUUUUGCACAUAGCUUUAUCAACUUUUAAACAUUAAUAAACUGAUUUUUUUUAAGGA
Molecule: messenger RNA, 3713 nt
Organism: Felis catus (domestic cat)
Lineage: Eukaryota; Metazoa; Chordata; Mammalia; Carnivora; Felidae
Gene: S1PR1
Product: sphingosine-1-phosphate receptor 1
Exons: 2
Coding region: 1172-2317 (381 amino acids)
Biological process (GO): angiogenesis; sphingosine-1-phosphate receptor signaling pathway
Cellular component (GO): membrane
Molecular function (GO): sphingosine-1-phosphate receptor activity
Source: RefSeq, a predicted model, not a curated record